ACUGAUUCUACUCAGAAAUGUUUCCUUAUAUUUUUAUUUCAGUUUAAAUAUUUUCUUUCGCUCCAUUAAAAGCUGGAGAACAUAAUGAAUCUACAUGCAGGAAACGCUUCAUUUUCCAUAAACUCCCCUAAUAAACUGAUCUGAUAUUUCUAGUUAAAGUUUCAAUCAUAAGACAACUUUUUCCUUAACUCUUUUGCGUGCGAGAACUGAGGCAAACAUAGAGGACUAUGGCAAAUGACAAGUUUUACGUGUGUGGGGUCGGUUGGACCCCAUUUCUACAUACAAGGGUUAAAACAGAUCCGAUCCCAGUUUAACUGAACCUGCAGAGUCCCAGUCCUGCAGCGGCUCCAAGUCCUCCGAGUCUCCUUCAGUCUAAAACCUGAAAUAUCCAACAGAUUGAAUAAACCUUCGGCCUUCAGGAGGAUUUCUGCGCUUUAUUAAAACAACAUGUUGAUAUUUUUGCUCUAAUAUUGUCUCCGUCAUUCCCGCUCUGGGAGCUUCUGGAAAUGUUGUGAAUUCAUCGGGCUUUUCUGUCACUUUCUGACAUUUUCUCCGAGCGACCAGAAGCUGGGAGAAACUUCUAGCGGGUGACGUCAUGACGCACGCGCUCUGUGAUUGGCCGAAGGCUGAAGAAGCGACGAGAAGUGAGUGAGGGGGUAUAAAGAGCGGUGAGGGUAAAGCUGGGGCAGUUAGAGAUUCAGAGACCUUUAGAGAGCAUCAGAAGAUCCAGCAGAGGAGAAAGAAGCAUCACAGCGCUCUGCGCAGGAAACUCUGGACGACAGCCUGAAAGGAAACCCAGCCAAGAUGUGUGCAGCUAAAAACGUGGCCAUCGGCAUCGACCUGGGCACCACCUACUCCUGCGUGGGGGUUUUCCAGCACGGAAAAGUGGAAAUCGUCGCCAACGACCAGGGCAACAGGACCACCCCCAGCUACGUGGCCUUCACCGACACCGAGAGGCUGAUCGGGGACGCGGCCAAGAACCAGGUGGCCCUGAACCCCAGCAACACGGUGUUUGAUGCCAAGAGGCUGAUCGGCAGAAAGUUUGAAGAGCCGGUGGUGCAGGCCGACAUGAAGCACUGGCCCUUCAAGGUGCUUUCAGAAGGAGGCAGACCCAAAAUUCAGGUGGAGUACAAAGGGGAGAACAAAGCCUUCUUCCCCGAAGAGAUCUCCUCCAUGGUUCUGGUGAAGAUGAAGGAGAUCGCCGAGGCCUACCUGGGCCACAAGGUGUCCAACGCCGUGGUCACGGUCCCCGCCUACUUCAACGACUCCCAGCGACAGGCCACCAAAGACGCAGGCGUCAUCGCGGGACUCAACGUCCUGAGGAUCAUCAACGAGCCCACGGCGGCCGCCAUCGCGUACGGUCUGGACAAAGGCAAGUCGGGAGAGAGAAACGUCCUGAUCUUUGACCUGGGCGGAGGCACCUUCGACGUGUCCGUCCUGACCAUCGAGGACGGCAUCUUUGAGGUGAAGGCCACGGCCGGAGACACUCACCUGGGAGGAGAGGACUUUGACAACCGCAUGGUCAACCACUUUGUGGAGGAAUUCAAGAGGAAACACAAGAAGGACAUCAGCCAGAACAAGAGAGCCUUGAGGAGGCUGCGCACAGCUUGCGAGAGGGCCAAGAGGACCCUGUCCUCCAGCUCCCAGGCCAGCAUCGAGAUCGACUCUCUGUUCGAGGGCGUGGACCUGUACACCUCCAUCACCAGGGCUCGCUUUGAGGAGCUGUGCUCCGACCUGUUCAGGGGAACCUUGGAGCCCGUGGAGAAGGCCCUGAGGGACGCCAAGAUGGACAAGGGCCAGAUCCACGACGUGGUCCUGGUGGGAGGCUCCACCCGAAUCCCCAAGAUCCAGAAGCUGCUGCAGGACUUCUUCAACGGCCGGGAGCUGAACAAGAGCAUCAACCCGGACGAGGCGGUGGCUUACGGCGCCGCCGUCCAGGCAGCCAUCCUGACGGGCGACACGUCGGGGAACGUCCAGGACCUGCUGCUGCUGGACGUGGCUCCUCUGUCCCUGGGGAUCGAGACGGCCGGAGGAGUGAUGACGGCCCUGAUCAAACGCAACACCACCGUCCCCACCAAGCAGACCCAGGUGUUCAGCACCUACUCCGACAACCAGCCCGGGGUCCUGAUCCAGGUCUACGAAGGGGAGAGGGCCAUGACCAAGGACAACAAUCUGCUGGGCAGGUUUGAGCUGACGGGAAUCCCGCCCGCUCCACGAGGGGUCCCCCAGAUCGAGGUCACCUUCGACGUGGACGCCAACGGCAUCCUGAACGUGUCCGCGGUGGACAAAAGCACCGGCAAAGAGAACAAGAUCACCAUCACCAACGACAAGGGCCGACUGAGCAAAGAGGAGAUCGAGAGGAUGGUGCAGGACGCCGAGAAGUACAAAGCCGAGGACGAGCUGCAGAGGGACAAGAUAGCUGCCAAGAACUCCUUGGAGUCCUACGCUUUCACCAUGAAGAGCAGCGUGGAGGACGAGAGCUUGAAGGGCAAGAUCAGCCAGGAGGACAAGAAGAAGGUGGUGGACAAGUGCAAGGAGACCAUCAGCUGGCUGGAGAACAACCAGCUGGCUGAGAAAGACGAGUACCAACACCAGCAGAAGGAGCUGGAGAAGGUGUGCAACCCCAUCAUCAGUAAGUUGUACCAGGGAGGGAGGCCCACUGGGAGCUGCAGAGAGCAGGCAGGAGCCCACAGCCAGGGGCCCACUGUGGAGGAGGUGGACUGAAGGACGACUGGAGGUUUAAUAUUGUAAAAGUCAAAACUGUUUACCUUGUUCUGUUCAUGAGACUUGAAUAUAUUUUUGCUCUUUGCUUUUUUUUCUAUUGCUUUAUGUUAAUAAACUGAUUGAAUGUCA
Messenger RNA from Poecilia latipinna (sailfin molly), 2853 nucleotides. Its product is annotated as heat shock 70 kDa protein 1. Gene Ontology annotation, molecular function: ATP binding; ATP-dependent protein folding chaperone. NCBI's taxonomy places the organism in Eukaryota, Metazoa, Chordata, Actinopteri, Cyprinodontiformes, Poeciliidae. The coding region runs from base 805 to 2724 and encodes 639 amino acids. The record is from RefSeq and is a predicted model, not a curated record. The transcript is spliced from 2 exons.